Messenger RNA from Mucor mucedo, 1741 nucleotides. Its product is annotated as cation efflux family-domain-containing protein. The transcript has 6 exons. The coding region runs from base 59 to 1657 and encodes 532 amino acids. Gene Ontology annotation, molecular function: monoatomic cation transmembrane transporter activity. NCBI's taxonomy places the organism in Eukaryota, Fungi, Mucoromycota, Mucoromycetes, Mucorales, Mucoraceae. Gene Ontology annotation, cellular component: membrane. Gene Ontology annotation, biological process: transmembrane transport; monoatomic cation transport. The record is from RefSeq and is a predicted model, not a curated record.
CUUUUUUUUUUAAUCUAUCUGUUUCCCCUUGUUUGUUUCUCAGUAGAUUAUCAUAAAGAUGCAUCAAACCCGACAGUUUACCAAACGUAGACCUCAAUCGCCUUUAACAACACAACAGAAUUCGAUUGAUGCUUUACAAAUUGGCGGAAAUAAGCUUCCUCGUAGCGGUUUAGCUAUUCAGAGUAAUGCCCCCACUCAUAUUGCUCAACGCUCAACUCCCAUUCGUACAGAAGUGCAUGAGCAUCAUCAAGCUGCUGUUACUAACCCAUAUGCUCCCGCUCAACACAAAAAACUUGAUGACGGACACGGCCAUCAGCAUGCGGCUCCUGAUUAUGGCUUCAAACAAGUGCAUCACGAUCAUAACCAGCAUGUUGGACACGAUCACAGCGGACAUGAUCACAGCGGACAUAGCCAUGCUGGACAUGAUCAUAGUAAUCAUGCUGGACACGAUCACAGCGGACAUAACCACGCCAGUGUUCACAGCCAUACUAUGCAUGAUCACAGCGGACAUAGCCACGAUCAUAGCGGGCACAACCAUGUUGGGCACAAUCAUGCUGGGCACAACCACGCUGGGCACAGCCACGCUGGACACGAUCAUGGAGCCCAUAACCAUGACCACGGAGCCCACAGCCAUGAUCAUAGCGGUCACAGCCACGCUAGUUUUCCUCAAGUUUAUACCCCACCUUUGCCCUCGUAUUCUUCCAUUCUCGCAUCUUUAGGACCUCAUCAGCAGGUGCUUUUCACCUGUUUCCUUGGACAUUUUGCGAUUGGUAUUAUUGUAUGGUGGUUAGGUGCAUCUCGUGAAAGUUUAGGUGUUGUUGGAUUUUCUUAUUUGGUAUUGUUUGAUGCAUUUGGUAUCUUGAACAACUUGGUGUCGAACGUGCUUGAAAUGAAUCCUGCAUUUAACACCAGCAGCACCAAGAGACCAUUUGGCGUCAAACGUUUUGAAUUGGUAUUUGCACUCGCGAACACAAUCUUUUUGUUAUUUGGCACCAUGUAUACAUCCAAGGAAUCAUUGGAGCACUUACUCUUGGAGGUACAUGGUGACCAUCAUGGUAAGAGCUCAUAUCCAUUUGGUUUGCUCUUAAUGGUAUCCAUAGCAAUGGGAGCUUCUGUUGUUUCAAACAUCAAAUUAAAAAAUCAUGAAAAUUUGGUGAAUCUCAGAAGCAGAUCCAAUAAUGGAGAAUAUUCAUACAACGACAUGAAGAGUGAGGGUGGAUUGGAAUCGGUAAAGAGCAACAUUUAUUCGUUAUCCGUUGUGUGUACUGGUGGAAUUGUGUUUAUGGUCCACUUGCUCGGUAUUGGAUCACCCACAUUGGAUAAGAUGAUGGCAAUGGGGGAAUCUGCAUUAAUGCUUUAUUUAGGAGGACCUACUGCAGCUGCAUUAGCCAAAGUAUUAUUACAGACCAUGCCUGAUUCACUCCAAUCCAGAGUUGAUAAUAAUCUGAGAAUGGUACAACAAAACCCCAAUGUUGUUUCGAUUGAUAAAGUCCAUUUCUGGCAAAAUUCAUAUGGUAAAUGUAUUGGUACUGCAGAAAUUGUGGUUCGACCUGAAGCCAAUGAGGAUGCUGUUCUUGAAAAUAGUUUCCAUCUUUUAGAGAAUUUGGUAAAAGACAGUGAUGGUGAAUUAACAAUUAGUGUUACCAAGAGAGAAUAAAUUAAAUCUCCACUUUCUACCCUUUCUUGAUUUUCUGUGUGUGAGUUUUUUGUUGUUGUUUAAGCAUCUUUCUCCUUUCCUUUC